AUGAGCAAUAUUGGAUUUUUCAGACCUGAAAUAUUAUUUCCUCAAGCAGAAAAUACAGCCCGAGGAUACCUCCAAAAAGAAAGAGAAGCCAGACUUAAAAAAGAAGAAGAAAAUUUGAUGCUCGAAUUUGAAAAAUCAUUAAAAUCAAGCACAUAUGAGCAUAAAACUGAAGAAAAAGAACUCACAAAUCUGACAAAGCAAUACAACCUUCUUCAUUAUUCUAACCAAAAAAAAAUAGAAUUUCUGCAGCAUCUCAAAAUAACUGCCAAACUUAUGCAAACCAAAUCAAUUGACCUGUCCCCACAACAUACAUUUUCAUCUGGAUCUCUUAAAGACAUGCAGAACACCUUAAACUCCAAAAAUAACGUCAAUUUAUUUGAACUUCAAGAACUAAUAGACCGACUUAACGAAGAAAUCAGAAAUAUCGAGCUGAAAAUAACCCACGAAAGGUAUACAACCGAACAAUUAGAAAACAUGUACAAGAAGGAAAAAGAAGAUUUUAUUUAUCAUCGAGAGAAAUUUCUUGACUGUAAAGCAAUAAAUAAAGGAAUUGAUAAAUAUAGUGGACAGAUUGAAGACACAAAGGCGAGGGCAAAAAAUGAAUUAAUUAAGGCAAAUGACACAGUUUCCAAGCUCAAAACGGAAAUAAAAAAACAGUCAACGGUAAGAGCGAAAAAAAUGGAAGGAAUUAAACAUAAAGAAAAACACAUAAAGAAAGAAGUAGAAAUUCUGACCCACAGAGUAGCAGAAACAGCUGUAGAAAUGGAAGAAAAUGGACUGAAAAAUGAAAUGCUCAAAACAGAAUAUGGGCAAUUAUUAGCAGAAUUCGAAAAUGAUAAAAAAUUCAAAGAAAAUUACACAAAACAGCUGGAGUAUUAUUCAGAUAUUUUUGAAAAAAUUAAAAAAAUUAUUAAGGAAUCAAAAUGCUUGUCAAUCGAGCCUGAAAAAGUAGAUACAUUUUCCCCAAAAGAUAUUUUGAAAGCUUUCCAGCAAAUGCUUUCAAUAGAGUCAAGGCUUCAAAUUAGAUUUUUAGGACUCGCAGCAGAACAAUAUGAAUUGAGGCAAAUUUGCGAUGAUAUUACUAUAGAGCUGUCUGAAUUAAAAGAAGACCCAGGAUUGAGCAGUGGAAAUAUUCAGGAGCUUCGGUCUCGGACAAGAAGACUUACCAGAAAUGAAACCUUUGAAAUAGGAACAUAUACAGGCUUAUUAGUAUCUUUGGACACUAUGAAUUCUGUUUCAAAAGAAGAGCUAAUUGCUAAAUAUGAGCAUGUGAUUGUUUUUUCCUUGAAAUUUUUCUAUCAAUUAGCUUUUCGGGUUAAGAAACAAUUGGAUUUAAUUAAAGAACAAUGCUAUGGGCAUCCUGAGGCUUUGCAAGACUAUAUUGGUGGAACCUCAAUUUUUAAAGAUACCCAGGUUGAAGUGAAUUCAAGGCCGAAUAAAAAUGAAAAGAAAAAUGUUGUAAUUCUUCCCACAAAUUUAACAAGAAGAAAAACAAGUUCUGCAGCUAAUUCACCUCUGCCAAGGGAUUUUGCUUUGAAGCCUGAAGAAAGCGCAUCUUCAAUUAAAUUCCAAAACAUCAAUAAAUUCGAUUUGCAAGAAAUGUAUCUUGGAAUAUUCCCAGGACUCCCCACAAUUGCUCAAAGCUUUGCACUAGGUGUUCUAGAAAACACAAUUAUGAGGUAUUUUUUGGAUAAUGAAACUGUAUAUAAGUAUCUAAAAGAUUGCAAGGAUCAGAAUUCAGGCCAGCUUUCAGCCAUUGUAAACCUUAGCCAGCUUUCUAUUUUAGCGAACAGGAACCUAAAAAAGCAGUUGGCGAGCACUUUAGAGUCUUUGUCAGGGUUACUACUCAAUACAAUUGCUUCAGAUAAAGAAAUAAGCCACAUAAUUGAUUCAAAAGGUAUGACAACAGAAAUGCAAAUUCUUUUAAUUGCAAAAUUAAGAGAAACUGAAAAAGGCAUUGGAGUUGUGCCAAAUAUUGCUGAUAUUAAAAAUUUCUCUGACUUACUCCUCCGAUUCAGACUUAAGAUAUAAAAUUUUUAAAAAUUACUUUUGCCUUCUAGGAGCAGUCCCAAUGAUUUCUAUAAUAUUUUUUUAAUUUAAAUUAAAAAAUUUUGUAAUAUAAUAAUUUUAACAUAGAAGGUUAGUGAAAACAAUGAUGCUUUGCAAAUUCCAAAACAACCCAAAGCCAAGACUAGGACUUAAAGAAGAAUAUGAUGCCUUCGUACAAAGGUUCCAAAUCAAUGAAAUCAAAUUUAACAGUCCCGAGAACAUUGAAGAUUUACCUGCAAAUGCAGAUGAAGAUGGCUCUUUCGAAAAAACUGCAUCAGAAGUUAGCACUGCUAGAAACCAGAUAGACGAAGAAAGCGCGAUUAAAACGAAAACUCCUCGGGCAUUUAUCAAAUCUAAACAGCAUCGUCCUAAAAUGCUGAAUUUCGGAUCAGUUCCAGCCCUUCCGAAAAUCGAAGGUAAAAGAGAUCUACUUAAGGAAAUGAAAAGAAUCGAAAAUAGCUUGAUAAGUGUAAAGAAAAGCGCUUUAGGCAUCAGUAAGGCUGAAGAAGAAACCUGCAUAAGCGAUGAUAGCUUUUCUCCAGGGAAUGAAGAACAAAAGCUUCCGUUAAUUUCGCCUAAAAGUGAAGGUCGAAGCUUUUUUCUAUUAAAAAGAUAG
Molecule: messenger RNA, 2665 nt
Organism: Blepharisma stoltei
Lineage: Eukaryota; Ciliophora; Heterotrichea; Heterotrichida; Blepharismidae
Source: the annotation of a GenBank genome assembly